ACGGGCUCCAUUUACUUCUUUCUUCACGUUUAUUUAUUAGCCAUUUUCCCAACUCUUCUUUUUGUCUUUCUGUUUCUCUCUUUCUGUUUCAAUAUUCUUUCAAACCCCUUCUCUCUUCUGUCCUUCUACAUACUUACAAUAUUUUUCUUAAAAAAAUAUAUCUUUUCUUUGGUUAAGCUAUGGCAGUAGAAUCAACGGCCCUGAUCACUCGGAACUUGCUCGGCGGAUGUUCAACCCUUGAUUCAAAGGAGUUGGACCUCGACUUGCAGGUUCCUUCUGGCUGGGAAAAGCGCCUCGACUUGAAGUCAGGAAAAGUGUAUCUACAAAAGAAAAGUUGUUCAAAUUAUUUCUCAUCAAUGAAUAAGCAACCAAAAUAUCAAACAGUUGGAAAGUUUCAAGAUCUCAACUUUCCUCUCAGUCUAUUUGAGGAUACCAAGUUAGACCUAAAACUACUAUCGUCGUCGUCGUCAUCGGGUUAUAAUCAUAGUGUGUGCACCCUUGAAAAAGUAAAAUUUGCUUUAGAAAGGGCAGAGAAGGAAUCAUUAAAGAGGAAGCGCUCCGUACCAGAAUCAGUAGUACUCAGGUCUAUCACAUCAUCUCCUACUUCAAAUUCUUCAAUAUCAUCAAUCAAGGAUACAGAUAUUACUAAUCAGUACGACAUGAAUUCAUUUGCUUCUGGUUGUCCAAGUUGUCUCCUUUACGUGCUGAUAUCAAGGACCAAUCCAAGAUGUCCGCGAUGCGAUACAAUUGUUCCAAUAUUGCCUGUGCUAAGCAUGAAAAAACCUCGUAUUGACCUUAACAUAUCCAUGUAAACCUGAGUUAGACGAUUUUUGUAAAGAUAUAUAGAGAGAGAUACAUUGUCUUGUAAGUUACAGAACACGAUAUAUUUAUAUACUCGUAAGAUAUGGUAGCAAAGAGAUUGAAGUUCCUUCUUUGAUAAAGUGGUUGUCUUAUAUGCAGAAAUCUUUUGUUCAUGUCCGCAACAGUGGCGGAACUACCUUAUAUUGUGUACGUAGGUAAAAAGAAAAUUUUAUAUGUAUAUAUACUAUGUAUUGACUUCCCUUAA
Nicotiana tabacum (common tobacco) is the source of this 1066-nucleotide messenger RNA. Lineage: Eukaryota; Viridiplantae; Streptophyta; Magnoliopsida; Solanales; Solanaceae. The record is from RefSeq and is a predicted model, not a curated record.